Molecule: messenger RNA, 1666 nt
Organism: Zootoca vivipara (common lizard)
Lineage: Eukaryota; Metazoa; Chordata; Lepidosauria; Squamata; Lacertidae
Source: RefSeq, a predicted model, not a curated record
AUGUUUGGAGAUCCCGCCAGGUCGCGGCAGGCUAAGGAAAAAACGCUGAACUAUGAGGGGAAAGAAUACAAAGGCUGAAAGUUUGCUACCAUCGAGCACACUGGAGAAAAAUUUGAUGCGGCCUUUUUUGAAGCAGUGGCAAAACUAUAUAAAUACUUUGAAGGAAGCAACAACCAAGGGGCUAAGAUGAGUGUGGUAGAUUCAAUGUGUGCCACUGCACUGCCUGCAGAUGAUGGGACACUGCAGCCGAAGGUGAAAGUCUCGCUACAGAUUCCAAGCCAGUUCCAGGCCAGUCCUCCUUCACCCGCUAUUAAGAGCAUCUGGAUUGAAGAGAGAGGGGAAAUGGCUGUUUUCUUCAUGACAUUUGACAGCAAUGCCAAAGGAGAGGAGUAUAAGAAUGCUGGAGGAGACUCUUGAGAGUCCCAUGGACUGCAAGAAGAUCAAACCUAUCCAUUCUUAAGGAAAUCAGCCCUGAGUGCUCCCUGGAAGGACAGAUCGUGAAGCUCAGGCUCCAAUACUUUGGCCACCUCAUGAGAAGAGAAGAAUCCUUGGAAAAGACCCUGAUGUUGGGAAAGAUUGAGGGCACUAGGAGAAGGGGACGACAGAGGACAAGAUGGUUGGACAGUGUUCUCGAAGCUACGAACAUGAGUUUGACCAAAUUGCGGGAGGCAGUGGAAGACAGGAGUGCCUGGCGUGCUAUGGUCCAUGGGGUCACGAAGAGUCGGACACGACUAAACGACUAAACAACAACAAUAAGAAUUAUGCAGCUAAGCUGAGAUCUGCAGUAGGAACUGAGAAAGCUGACCAUAAACAGCUAUACGUAUAUUUGCAGCAGCUAUGAUCCCCAAAACAAGUACUUCGGGAAUCGUCAUGAGGUUUCACUGCGGAAGAAGUGAGCAGUCCAAAAACAAGAAAGCUGCAGCAAUUGGGGAAGGUUGAAGGAGGAGGAAAAUAUCCACAGGGGCUAUAGAAAGCUGGUGUGUGUUUUGAAAUUUACCCAGCAUGUUUUGAGCAUAUUGCUUUUUAUCAAAAGUUGUUCCAGCUUUGCUGCUUUCUUUCAUGAGCCAUAAGUUAUAUUUCUUGGGCUGUUUCCCAUCCAAAACAGAAUGGCGGAAGUAAAAUACAAUUAAUGAAGAGAAAUGCACUCAAAAAACAUUGGGUGAGCCCAAAAAUAAAUACCUUAAAUCAGUGGAGGGUUUUUCUGCCACCAAAACAAGUGAGCAGUCUCAUUACCUCAUUGUUGAUAGGGUGUUCACAUUCUACUAUCCCCCCCCCUUAGUUCAGAAUAUAUAAAAAAAACUGUUAUGGGGGGAAGGUCCUUAUUCUGAGUUUGCAUGUUUCUACUGCCUUUUGGUUGUGACCUCAACAAUGUCAGCUAGAUCUCUCCCAAAGUUGUCCAGAGGGAUAAUAAGACAGCUGUACUUACAAGCCAGUAAAACUGGCACCUGUUAACAGAUGGGUAUUUCCUGCAGCACUGCCAACCUGUUACACUCACCUGACUUGGGAGAUAAUUUCUAUCCUUAGUCCAAGUCAACCCUAGAGGCUACUUUCAAGUGAGGUACACUGACAGUGCAGUCCACAAACUCCUGAAAUGGGUGUUCUUGUCCUUGGAGCCAUGUUUGCAUUAGAAUUAGUAGGAGCUGCAUCACUGGCAACAGCAACUCUC